AAUUAAAGAGUAGAUCACAAAAAAACUUGAGGCCAAAGUCAUUCAAGUCUCUCAAUAUCCUUCUUGGUUAGCCAAUAUCGUACCUGUCCCUAAGAAAAACGGCAAAGUUCGAAUGUGUGUUGAUUAUCGUGAUUUGAAUAAGGCAAGUCCAAAAGAUGAUUUUCCUUUGCCUAAUAUCCAUAUUUUAUUGGAUAAUUGUGCUAAACAUGAGGUUGCAUCUUUUGUGGAUUGUUAUGCCGACUACCAUCAGAUUAUUAUGGAUGAUGAAGAAGCAGAAAUGACAACCAUGUUUCACAAUAUGAUGCAUAGAGAAAUCGAAGUUUAUGUGGAUGAUGUUAUCAUUAAAUCUAAAAAAUAGUCAGAUCAUGUGAAAGACUUAAGGAGAUUCUUCGAAAGGCUCCACAGGUAUAAUCUCAAGCUUAAUCCUGCAAAAUGUGUAUUUGGAGUACCAUCGGGGAAGCUUUUGGGAUUUAUAGUCAGUCGAAGAGGUAUCGAGUUGGAUCCUUCAAAAAUAAAAGCAAUUCAAGAAUUGCCACCUCCAAAGAACAAAACUGAGGUUAUGAGCCUUCUAGGAAGGCUAAACUACAUCAGCAUAUUCAUUGCUCAACUCACAACAAAUUGUGAGCCUAUCUUUAAGUUGUUGAAAAAGAAUGCCACAGUCAAGUGGACCGAAGAAUGUCGAGAAGCUUUUGAAAAAAUUAAGAAUUACUUAUCAAAUCCCCCUGUGUUGGUUCCUCCCAGGCCGGGAAGACCUUUGAUAUUGUAUAUAUAAGUACUGGAUAAUUCUUUUGGUUGUGUACUGGGUCAGUAUGACGACACUGGGAAGAAAGAGCGGUCCAUUUAUUACCUCAACAAGAAAUUUACCAUUUACGAAGCGAAGUACACCCUUCUUGAAAAAACGUGUUGUGCCCUAACUUGGGUAGCACAGAAGUUGAAACAUUAUCUUUCAUCUUACACUACUUAUCUCAUCUCUCGUAUGGAUCCGUUGAAAUAUAUUUUUCAAAAGCCCAUGCCCACAGGCAAGCUUGCGAAAUGGCAAAUAUUGCUCACAGAGUUUGACAUUAUCUAUGUAACGCGGACCGCAAUGAAAGCUCAAGCAUUGUCAGAUCAUUUGGCAGAGAACCCUAUUGAUGAAGAAUAUGAACCACUUAAAACCUAUUUUCCAGAUUUAGAGAUAUCUUGUAUCGAUGAAGUUAUUCACGAUAACGAUCAAGGUUGGAAGUUAUUCUUUGAUGGUGCCUCUAACAGGAAAGGAGUUGGAAUAGGAGUUGUUCUUAUGUCUGAAUCAGGGGAAUAUUACCCUAUAUCAGCCCAACUUAGAUUCUAUUUUACUAAUAAUAUGUCUGAGUACGAAGCGUGCAUUUUGGGUCUGAGGUUAGCUGUUGACAUGGGCAUCCAAGAAUUGUUAGUGUUAGAAGACUCAGACUUACUAGUUCAUCAAAUUCAAGGAGAAUGGGAAACUCGAGACCCAAAGCUCAUACCAUAUCAACAUUGUUUACAAGGUCUUUGUGAACGAUUCGUGUCGAUAAAUUUUAGACACAUUCCCAGAAUGCACAAUGAGAUUGCAAAUGCAUUGGCCACUUUAUCUUCGAUGCUCCAACACCCUGAUGACGUCCAUAUCGACCCUUUAUACAUACAAAUUUGUGAUCAACAUGCCUAUUGCAACAUGAUUGAGGAGGAAUUUGAUGGUAAGCCUUGGUUUCAUGAUAUCAAAACUUAUCUUCAGCCUGGAGAAUGUCCGUCAAAUGUAACUAGUAAUCAAAAAAGGACUAUUCGACGACUAGCAAGGGGUUUUUUCUUAAGCGGAGGUAUACUGUACAAGAAGACACCCGAUUUAGGUCUUCUAAGGUGUGUAAAUGCUCAAGAGGAUUUCACAAUCAUGAUUGAAGUACACUCAGGAGUUUGUGGACCUCAUACAAAUGGAUAUGUUCUAGCCAAGAAGAUACUUCGAGCAGGAUAUUAUUGGCUCACCAUGGAGCGGAAUUCCAUAUGAUUUGUUCGUAAAUGUCAUGAAUGUAAAAUACAUGGUUAUUUAAUACAUUCUCCCCCUUCUAAGUUGCAUGUAAUGUCUGCUCUGUGGCCUUUCGUGGCAUGGGGAAUGGAUGUUAUUGGACCGAUAGAACCAAAAGCAUCGAGUGGUCACAGGUUCAUCUUGGUGGCUAUUGAUUAUUUUACAAAGUGGGUGGAAGCAGUAACUUUCAAGUCAGUGACCAAGAAGGUCGUGGUGGAUUUCAUCCAUUUCAACAUCAUAUGUCGGUUUGGUAUUCCAAAGGUGAUUAUAACUGACAACGCCGAAAAUCUCAACAGCCACUUAAUGCAAGAGGUAUGCCACCGAUUUAAGAUUGAGCAUCGAAAUUCGACUCCGUAUCGCCCAAAGGCAAACGGGGCUGUAGAAGCUGCUAACAAAAAUAUAAAAAAGAUACUUCGUAAGAUGGUACAAAGUUCUCGACAAUGGCAUGAAAAGUUGCCUUUUGCUUUGUUGGGUUAUCGCACUACAGUUCGUACAUCAGUGGGCGCUACCCCAUAUUCACUCGUAUACAGGACUGAGGCAGUUAUACCUGCAGAGAUUGAGAUCCCAUCUUUACGAAUCAUUGUGGAGGCUGAAAUUGAUGAUGAUGAAUGGAUCAAAACUCGGUUAGAGCAAUUAAGUUUGAUUGAUGAGAAGCGUAUGACAUCAGUAUGUCAUGGACAAUUAUAUCAGAAAAGAAUGGCACGGGCAUACAACAAAAAGGUCCGUCCCAGACAUUUUGAAGAGGGUCAAUUAGUGUUGAGACGCAUUUUGCCAUAUCAUGCUGAAACCAAAGGAAAUUUUUCUCCAAAUUGAAAAGGACCAUUCGUUGUUAAAAGGGUAUUACCCAAUGGUGCUCUUUACUUAGCAGAUAUAGAAGGCAAAGUGACAGAAACGGUCAUCAAUGCUAAUGUUGUGAAAAGAUAUUACAUAUGAAUGAGUUUCAACAUUAGAAACCCUUAUGUUUGGGCUCGACAUUUCAAAGGUUGAUUCAACGGGAUCUCUCGGUUAUGCUGUUUCCUUGACGUUUCAAAAAAAACAAAAAACAAAUUGCCUGAACUACGUUUGACUUGAUUAUUGUUUCGGCAAGAUACGUAGGCAGCCCUAAUAUUGGGUUCGGUUCAACCAAAUACAAAUCCAAAAAUUCAUAUUGUAGUAUACUGGGGCAAAAUUCGUUCGUUUAUUCAUUUGGUCUCUCAUCUCAAAGCUCAAAAUCAACCCCAUCAUCUAAAGUCAAAAAAAAAAGUCUUUUCAUCAACCCUUGAUAUGUCGAGAGUAAGUCGGUUAAGGCUAGGUAAAAAUCCUGAAUGGGCGCCAUUAGACAAAUGUGAGUAAAAAGAAAUAAAAAUGAGAGAGUCUUAUUGGUGAAAACCCUAAGUGGGCACCGUAAGGCGAAAAGGAGUUGAAGAUCAAAGAGUCUUAUUGGUGAAAAAUAUGACAUGCACCAUAAGGCAGACGUGAGCUGGAGCAAUUAACAUGAUAGAGUUUUAGCGGCAAAGGUCUUCGUGAAUAUCACAAAGUCUAUAAGGGUUCAAAUUAUUUAUGGCUUCAUUAAGUAUUGGGAUUCCACAUCAAAAUUGAAUAAUCAAUAAUGGUUAAUGAAUAGAUUGGAUAGCCAAGUCCGGAAAUCAAUUCAAAUUGCAUGGCAUGAUCAAUAGACUCGGCUCCCACCCUCAGAUAAGUUUUUCUUUCUUCUUCUUACAAAAAAAAAGUCUUCAUCGAAUCUUUUCUUUUAUUCUCAUAUAGUUCGUAAUUUUCUUAUACUUUUUUUCAUCACUUUUUUGGUAUGUAUUUGAGUCGAGUCUUUGUCAAAAAACUAGGAAGGAAUUUCAAGACUCGCUACCAAGUCUCUAAACGGUACUAGGCAAAGCACCAGACUACUAAGUUAAUCUGUCUUCAAGUGUUGAAUUCGAAAAUUCCCUUAUCCUAUGAAGGCUAAACAAUGAGUGUUGUGAUAUAAAGACAUCGAAUUUAGGUCCCAAAUAAGCAAAUUUGGAUGAAAUUACUAUCAAUCAAUAAGAAGUAUUGAUCGUUGGAAACAACCAAAGCGUCAUACGUGUUUGAGCCGCCCUUGUCGAAAGAUGGAACCACAAACCAACCACCACCUUUUCAAACUCACAAAUUUUCUUUGUUGAAGCAGGGACACAAGUUGUUUCAAGAUUAAGGAUUCGAGGAACCUAGAUGUUCAACUUAGUCUGCAGCGAGCGAAAUGGAAACCCUACAAUAAGGACUUAUGGAAUAUUAUAUGAAAGUUGGCUAAUAUUUAUCAAAAUAGCAAUUACUUGAAUGUUGGAAUAUUUAUUUUAUUUAUUAUUAUUAUUAUUAUUAUUUUUCUCCUUGAAGGAACUUCCAAAUAAUGAAGAUAACAUUCACAAUGUUUUGUUGGUAUUAUUAGUUUGUUGAAAAUUUUAUUAGCAGGACCCUCCUGGAUAGUGAGAUUAACAGGACCCUCCUGGAUAAUGGGACUAGCAGGACCCUCCUGGAUAAUGGGAUUGACCCUCCUGGGUAAUGGGAAUAGCAGGAACCUCCUGGAUAAUGGGAUUAGCAGAACCCUCUUGGAUAAUUAGAGUAGCAGGACCCUCCUGGAUAAUGGGAAUAGCAGGAUCCUCCUGGAUAAUGGGACUAGUAGGACCCUCCUGAAUAAUGGGACUAGCAGGAUCCUCCUGGAUAAUGGGAUUAGAAGGACC
Molecule: messenger RNA, 4695 nt
Organism: Solanum lycopersicum (tomato)
Lineage: Eukaryota; Viridiplantae; Streptophyta; Magnoliopsida; Solanales; Solanaceae
Source: RefSeq, a predicted model, not a curated record